GCCCACCACCGCUGACCAGAUGACGUCUUCGCAAUGGCCGCUAGCUGAGCCGCGUGGCUGCGAAUAUCCCAAACUUCAUCGAUUCGAAUAACUAAUCCUUUCCCGAAAACUCGACAACUUAACCACAAUGGGCACAAUGUUUUAAUUCCCUUUAAGUAAUUCGACCAGGGCGCCGAUAACUACCUUCAAAAUGCCCACUACUUUGGCGAAAAGAAAGAAAAAGCCAGUUCCAAGCAACGCCAAUGUAGGGACGUUUAGCGAGCCUGCAAUGGACGAUUACUUGGCGAAGAGAAACUUAUACAGAAAGCCUAUCGCCAAGGACGGUUCGUGCCUGUUUAGAGCCGUUUCUGAGCAGGUGUAUAACUGCCAAGCCAGGCACCUUGAUGUUAGAAGGGACUGCAUUCAAUUCAUGAGUAGAAAUAGAGAGCAGUUUGAAGAGUUUGUAGAGGGACCAUUUGACCAUCAUCUACAUCAGCUGCAGAAUCCCAAGGAGUGGGCAGGGCAAGUUGAGAUAACAGCCAUCGCCAUGAUGUAUAAAAAAGACUUUGUUGUAUACCAAGACAUCAAUUCUGCCCCAACUAAAGUUACAGACUACGGGUUUAAGGACAAGAUUCUGCUUUGCUACUCAAAUGGUAACCAUUAUGAUGCGGUUUAUCCUGCCAAGUACAAGAAGGAUGCAGCCUUCUGCCAAUCUUUGGUCUAUGAGCUGCUGUACAACAAUGUAUUUACUGAGCUUGACAAGCGAGAAACCAACAGCCUGAAGAGGAACACAAGCAGUGGACAAAAAACAAUUAUUGAGAUGGUCAGAAAUGGUGACAUGGUAGCAGAUAGCGAAUCACAGGACUCAACUGAAGAUGAAGGCUGGACACAGGUCAAGAGUCGCAGUAAAGCAAAAGUGGCCAGACAGGUAAAACCAGUGGAACAAGAAGAAAGAAGAGAAAGAGAGGAAGUAAAACCCAAGCCAAAUCAAGAUCAGAAGUGGGUGUGGGAACUCAAGCGGUCUCUUGAUGUGGAACUCUUUCGUAAUGUUGCCUUGGAAGUUUGGGAAGAAGACAAAAAUGAGCAGAACCAGCAAGACCUGGCCAUGGCCACCUCACUGCAGUUCAGAAAUGGAGACAAGUGUUUAGCCAAAUUGGGACCACCAAGUGCUCCUGUUGAAAAGAACUAUGCUGUUAUUGUGAAAGAGGAUUACACAGGCUCUGGAAGUAUUUUGGUUUAUGUCCAUGAACUCAAGGAAAGGUUGACUGUUCCUAUCCAAUGCCUGAAGCCUUCUGACGUAAACCAGGAUCCAUCAUACAGGGAUUUGUCGGGUUAUUACAAGAAGAAUGAAACUCCUAAUGGAUCUGCUAGUGAAGGAGAUCUCAAAGACGAUAAAAACAAGAAAAAGAGGCCUCCAAGAAAUCGCAGAGGAGUUGGUCGGGGAGAUGAGCCUGGCUCUUUCACAGAUGAUGGCCCUCGUGGCCGUGGUGGGCGUGGCUUUGGCCGUCGAGGGGGGAGAUUUGGGCGGGGCAGAGAUGACAAGCUGCAAAAAGAUGAUGAAGAAGCCAGGUUUAUUGCUGAACAGCUUCAACUUGUUGAGAUCCAAGAGAAAGAUCCCAAAGCAUUUCCAGCCCUGCCAGUACGAAGUGGAGGCACUCCAGUACCUCAGCCACCACCUCCAGCAGCCGACUCCAUCCCCACCCCGCCCCAGCCACAACCCCCUGCUACUAGUCCUGAGGUUGAAGAAGUGCCAGUCCAACUGGAACAGGCUCCCUCUGUUGAAGCAGGGCAAGAGCCAAGCCCUGCAGAGUUCUGGAGUCGCCUGAAAAAUGCCAAGACACAGUCCAAGCAGACUGACUCAUCACCUAGCACAUCUAAACCAGCUACUCCCGUCACUUCACCUACAGAGGGAAAGCAAUCACAUUCACAGCUCCCAGCUGACAAGGGCCAAGCCUCUGUGGUGGAGGAAGAUAGUGAUAACGGAAGUUUGGAGUUAUCAGACAUUGUUGAUAAGGGGCCAUUAUCUAUACAGAGUUUGAAUAGACUUAAUGAUGAACAAAAAACUGAGCAAUUCCACGACGCACCACAGAUAAAGCCCAUGGCUGUCAGUAGUUCUGUUGCUGUCAAAAACUGUAACAAACCUGAUUUUGAUAAAGGCCCAGCAGACUACACCCCAUCAACAGAUGAAGAAAAUCAUAUAUCUGAUUACCAACAAUUGUCAGAAAAACCCAAGAAUGAAUUAAAUAAGAAUGUUAUUGCAAAAGAGGGAAUGUCUGAAAAAACUGAUAUCUUGAUGAGUAAUGAACCAAAGAAGAAUGAACUUUCUAACAAUGACCAAAUAAAAUUUAAGAGAACUAAAGCAUUUGAAGAUACAACGCGAAAAGACAGUCAAAGACAAUCGCCUCUUAAAGAUGAUCUACCAAAAGAUGAAUCCCUCACUGUACAAAAGAGCUUCAGUGAUGAAAUUCCCAUCAAACGACCAAUGCCAAAAUCAGUGCUAGUGACUGAAAAUUCUGGCAAUAGUAGUCCAGAGAGAAAGACAGUUACUUUCGCUGAUGAACCCAAGGAGAUCCCAUCCAAAACCAACAACCAACCUGGAAUACUUUACGUAAAUGGUGCCAACAACCUCAGUAGGAACAGAAUCAACCCAGUACCUUCUGAACCAGCGGAUGACAUCAAAAGGGAUACCGCCUUCAAGGGAGGUUACAACAUUCCUUUGUCUUUUGCACGAGAAGAGAAUGCUUCACCCCAGAACAAUGUAUACAAGCCUUAUAAAGACUUAGAGCCAAAGUCAUUUACAGUCAGUCAUGUGGACAGUGACAUGGAUCCAUCAACCACACUAUCUCUAGAUGCGGAGACGGAAGGAGACCAGCAGGCAGACCCACAGGGUCAAGCCCAAUUCCUACAGAUGCCCUACCAUGGGGGUCUCCCACCCGCUGCCACGCCCUCCCUUGAUCCUACAGGUGCAGACCUGCCGCAGGACAUGACAGUAUUGAGGUUCUUCUAUAAUUUUGGAUACCAACAGUACAUGCAGAUGCUUCAGAUGAACCAGCCCAUGGUCUACAUGCAUCCUGCAGCGAUGCCUGACCAAAUGAUGCAGCCCGUCACGUCCAUGUACACAGGGAUCCCACAGCAACUCUACCAGCACCAGGGCCUGCAGUCGUAUCACCAGCCUUACCAAGUGCCAACUUCGUCGCAAGAAUCACCCAUCCCUACAGAUAUCCGAAACACCGAUCGCACUGCUCACACCCCUCAGCAGUCACAGCCAACUCCCCAGCCGCACCAGCACCAACAACAACAGCAGCAGCCUCACCAUCAGAUCCAUCUCACCCAACCGCACUUCCAGGCUCAGUUUCAGCCCCCAAACGGUCAGCAGACGUGGCGGGGGCCUAGGCCUCACUUUAGCUCCAACAACAAGCAGUACUACAGUAGCGGGCAGCACGGAGGCUCGCCCCAAGCUCCCAGGCCCUCGUUCCAUCAAAACACGGGAAAUCUGCGCCAGCAGCACUUUAACCAGAAGCCAAGACGAUCACAAUCCAAAGGCCACCGCAAUGAACAAUUCAUGCCCCACUAUAACUCCGCAUCCUCUAACCUACUUGUCAAUCAUUCUCAGGCAAUGGGAGCACCUCCCCAGGGGAGUUAUUACUCUGUAGCUGGUGAUCAGAGUAAGGGACAGGGCGAUGUUUACGCCCCGAGCCCUCAACCCCUCUAUGGAUAUCAACACCAGGCACCAGGCACCACAAGACCGCAGUACAACUAGGGAUCCCAUGCAAUCUGCCUCAUUAAUGACGUAACGCCACGGAGGUGACCCUACCCAAACCACUGUGUUCCUUUUUGUAAGAGAAAUUUCAACAAAAGUUUUCGAGCUAUAUAUACAUCGAAACAUGUAACCUGAACAAUCAAGUGGUUCAAUGGUUGCCUUAUGUGAGAACAUACGAACAACUGGAGAGCACCGUACAUCACAUAGGUAAACAAUGCCCUUGUGAAACUUAAUCAAAAUGCCACGCAGUUACUUUGCAAGUUUUCGCGCCUAAACCUUGUAGUUACCGGAUCAUCACACCAGAUAACCAAAUAUGGUGUGCGGUGCUUGUGACUCCUCAAUUUGUGCUAUCAGUUUUGAACAGCGCCAACAUUGCUGGCCCGGUGAAUAGACCACUUGCAUUGAGAAAUCACGUGAUUUUUGUAUAGCAAACUCGCCUUUAGAUAAGCACAGAAAUGGCUGUGGCCGUCAUGCCAGAAAACGACAAAAAAUAUAUUUUAAUAAAAGCCUUUCUCGCUGGUUUGGAAGCACAGAAUGACUUCACAUUUCGACUGAGCGAGCUUGUUUAUCAAUGCUAGGCAAUGUCGGUGCUGUUUUUACCGAGCUUUCUCCCUUCGUUUCACUUCCAUGUCACUUCCGUGCUAUUUUGUCGGCUCAAGAUUGUGUUGUGUUAGGCAAUUAUUUUUUCCUCGGUUAUUAUGGGGAUGGGGGAGGGUGAUAUCGAAGUGUAUAUGAUUUAGUUUUUCCUUUUCAUAAAACUUCGAACGAGAUACAAAAAGUUGUUUCACAAUUUUUGCUUGAUGGUGGUUUUCUAGAAAUCUGAAAAUGCGUUGGUUCUUUUUGAAAAGAAACGUUUCCUUUUUUUAGUUUUCAAGCCAACAUACAGAACAUGAAUAUGUUUCCAAAUACGGCAACAUAUAGCACAUAGAAUAUGUUUCCUAAUAAGGCAAAUAGACAUGUAUUUAUCUAUGCAGCACUGAAAGCACAUCCUUUGAAUUAGAUUGUGUUUUUUUUGUACGUUUAAUGCUGCUGUAUUACUGCAUUUUAUUGCGGUUGUGAUAGCACAGAUUUAUGCCAGAAAUCGCCUGGUUUACCAGACGUUUUGCCAGACGCUUGUAGAAGUCUGGUAAAUCAGGCAAAGCAGAACUAGACAGAUGUUAAUUCUCAUUUGGGCACUGGUGCCAUAUGUCCCAAAAAUAUGUUGAAAAAUUAUAAAGAAAUGACCUGAAGAGGCGAGGCGUUGCAACCAUCUCCCCCCCCCCCCCCAAAAAAAAAAACAUUGGGGCCUGCUACAUCUCUGAAAACAUUAUUAAGUAUUAAAUUGGUUUAACGUUUGUUUUUGUUUGUGAGAGAGUUGACACCAAACAAAUCGAGUGCAGUAUCUGUUUGAGUGCUUUUCUUGUAAAAACUUCAAAACGCGGAAUAUUCUUAAAAAUAUAAUUUUUUUGAGCUUAUUUUUUUAGGAGGCUUCUAAUUUGAAAGUAUUCCUGAAAAAUGUGUCUUAUAUAUACACGAAAAAAUCAUAGCAAGGUUGGGAAGGAAAAUAAUGGGAUAAAUGGAAUAUGGGAUGGAUAAUGGGAAAUAUUGAAUUUAUAUGAAUUUAUUAACCUUCCCUUUAAGUCAUACUACACUCCUAGUUGAUAUGUUAAGAAAAGUUAUUAUGAGAUCCUUAGAUUUGGUGACUUAUGGUUAGGAUGAUUGUCCUAUUGACCUUUUGAGAAGGGGGGAUUGUGGAGAUUCCUGUUGUGUUAGUUUAUGCCAUAAAAAUUCCAACAAUCCUUGUAUUAUGUUACUCUGAACCACUUCAGAACAUUGGUAAGUGUGUGUGAUGGAAAGCAUCUCAAGACCACGCCUGUCUGUUUGGUGAAGCUUAAAUAUUUAAUGUCUGUUGGAGUUUAGUCAAUGUAAAUAGUAGUUUGCUUGUAUUUUCGUCGUUUGUCACACUUGUAGUCUUUGGGAAAUUUUAUGUUAUUUGUCAUUACUUAUUUUAUAUAAAAACAUCAAUAACAAGAAAAAAAGGUGUUAAAUAUUAUUAACUAAAUCGCCAAGUGAUUGCAAAUUUGUUCAUGCUGUCUGUCACUGACAUUUGUCUGCUUUUUGUUUUAUUGUUUUUAAGUGCUACCUGCUUGUAACUCUAGCAACGUUAUUGGUAAAAUCCCAACCAAUAAAUUUCAUUUAAAAAACU
This is a messenger RNA of Nematostella vectensis (starlet sea anemone), 5924 nucleotides long. RefSeq lists its product as uncharacterized. The transcript has 20 exons. Gene Ontology annotation, molecular function: cysteine-type deubiquitinase activity. NCBI's taxonomy places the organism in Eukaryota, Metazoa, Cnidaria, Anthozoa, Actiniaria, Edwardsiidae. The record is from RefSeq and is a predicted model, not a curated record. Gene Ontology annotation, biological process: protein deubiquitination. Bases 191 to 3739 code for a protein of 1182 amino acids.